AUGGACGACACCACGCAGCCCCGAGCAGGGCAAUACUCGGAAGAUAAACACCAGACCGACAACAGCUCUAGCUCCCACCCAUCACCUUCAACGUCCGUAAUAUUCGACACAUCCGACGAAGACAUCGAACAAAAUGCCUCGACAAAAGAAGCCUCCAAGACCUCCCCUGCUGACGCCGACGAACCACCACCAGACGGCGGCCUGCAAGCCUGGACGCAAGCCUUCAUGGCACACCUCGUCGUCGUGAAUACAUGGGGCACCAUCAACUCCUUCGGCAUCUUCCAGACCUUCUACCGCGACUACCUCUCCCGGCCGGCGUCAGACAUCAGCUGGAUCGGCUCGAUGCAGGUCUUCUUCCUCUUCGUCGUGGGCGUCUUCACCGGACGGCUCACGGACGCGGGAUACUUCCGCACCGUCUUCGGCAUCGGCUCGGCACUCGUUGUGCUCGGCAGCUUGACCGCGUCCUUCGCAACGGAAUACUGGCAGCUGUUCCUGUCCCAGGGGCUCUGCAUCGGGCUCGGGAUGGGCGGGCUGUUUUGCCCGGUCAUGGCUGUUUUGUCGACGUACUUCAAGCGCCGGCGGAACCUGGCUAUUGGAAUUGCCAUCAGCGGCUCGGCUACGGGAGGCAUGAUAUAUCCGGUCAUGGCGCGCCAGCUCUUGCCCAAGAUUGGUUUCGGGUGGACGAUGCGGGUGAUGGCGUUGGUGCAACUUGUGACUUUGCUGGUUGCCAACAUCUUUAUGAGGUCUCGGCUUCGACCGAGACGUGCCGGCUCGCUUGUCGAAUUGUCGGCUUUCAAGGAGAAGCCAUAUCUCUUGUUCACGAUUGGCAUGUUCUUUAACUUCUGGGGUGUCUACUUUGCCUUUUACUAG
This is a messenger RNA of Colletotrichum chrysophilum, 870 nucleotides long. RefSeq lists its product as uncharacterized. NCBI's taxonomy places the organism in Eukaryota, Fungi, Ascomycota, Sordariomycetes, Glomerellales, Glomerellaceae. Bases 1 to 870 code for a protein of 289 amino acids. Gene Ontology annotation, molecular function: transmembrane transporter activity. The record is from RefSeq and is a predicted model, not a curated record. The transcript has 2 exons. Gene Ontology annotation, cellular component: fungal-type vacuole membrane. Gene Ontology annotation, biological process: transmembrane transport.